Messenger RNA from Encephalitozoon intestinalis ATCC 50506, 708 nucleotides. Its product is annotated as DNA-directed RNA polymerase III subunit C34. The record is from RefSeq and is a predicted model, not a curated record. The transcript has a single exon. Gene Ontology annotation, biological process: transcription by RNA polymerase III. Bases 1 to 708 code for a protein of 235 amino acids. Lineage: Eukaryota; Fungi; Microsporidia; Unikaryonidae. Gene Ontology annotation, cellular component: RNA polymerase III complex.
AUGAAAAGCCUUUUAGAUUUCAUAAAAAGUCGUCCUGAGGGAGUAGUUGAAGAGGAGCUUUCUUUAGAGUUUCCGGAUAUGUCCAAGGCCGAUAUUGCAAAGGAGUUAAAUAAUUAUCUUAAGUGCCAGGAGAUCAGUCUGUUUAGAGACAAAGGCGUUCUGUAUUACAAACCAUCACCAGUUAAUGUGGAUGACUACGAACUUAUGAUAUACAACUUGGUAAAUCAGAGUGGAAGUGAAGGUGUCUGGCUAAAGGUGAUAAAAGAUAAAACCAAUAUGCCGCAUAACUUGGUUGGAAAGGUCCUCAGGAACAUGGAAACAAAGAGAAUCAUCAAGUCUGUUAAAUGCCUUAAGAAUAACAGAAAAGUGUAUGUUUUGUAUGAUCAAGUUCCUUCUGAAGAGAUUACUGGAGGCAUGUGGUUUCAAGAUAACGAUGUGGACGUGGAGUGUGUAACUAAGAUUCUCGAGAUUAUACUGUUAUUUCUGGAAAAAAGACUGGGUGAUAGAUUGGAGCUUCCCGAGUACGAAGAGAAUCCUAAACUUGAGGAAAUAAUGAAUUAUGUUAAGGACUUGGGCAUCCUGUCUGUUCCCCUAAGGCUUGAAGAUCUUGAGACAUUGGUAGAUAUACUUGUAUUUGAUGGGAGGGUAGAGAAACUCCAUUCGGGGCCUAUAGUCAGAUAUAGAGCCCUUAGACCAUAUGGAAAGUAA